Messenger RNA from Rattus norvegicus (Norway rat), 1455 nucleotides. Lineage: Eukaryota; Metazoa; Chordata; Mammalia; Rodentia; Muridae. The record is from RefSeq and is a predicted model, not a curated record.
GUGCUCGGCUAUGUGGUGGAAAGCAUGAGAAAGGGGGUGAGACACCAGGGGCUGCUGGUCCUAUGGGUGAGGUCACCACCUAUGCCAGGAACAAGGGCAAAGGGCAGGGAGGCCUAGUCCCCGAUCCUCUAAAGAAGCACUAGGUGACUCCAGGCUUGCAAUGUGUUGAGCCUUGCUGUGCAGGGCUUGAGGCUGGUCUAGAGUCAGGGUUUCUGCUGUGAGGUCUGUGGAGGGAGAGGGGGAGGGACAGACUGAAACACUUGAGUAAGCAUGAACCACGGCUGCAGCCUGGUUAAUGCACACCAGAGUUGGCAGCGAUAGCUUCUCCACAGGGCGUGGGUAGGCACUGAGUGAGAAGAGCUGGUCAACAAGACAGGCACUGCUCCUGGCCAGGCCCGCCCACACUACCUUCAGAACAAGGAUGAUCUACACCACCGAGCCACCUUGACAACAGCCGCAGGCUACAACCGCUGUCACUAUGAAACAGUUCGAGAGGGCCAGGAACUAUGUGUUCUACGCACAGCACCCAGAGAAGGAGGAAGAGGUACCCUCAUGGCAGGAAAUCAAGCAGACCCCUGUUGUCAUGGCCACAAUCAAAGGUCCAGGGCCUGCCAAGUACCUGCGGCCAUCUUGUACUGGCUACAUAGCCCAUGACAUCUCCAUGUUCCAGGAGCCAGCCUUCAGUCUGCAUACACGGCACACUAAGAAACGGAUCACUGACGAAAACAGCCCUGGACCUUGCUAUUUUUUGGAUCCCAAAGUAACUCGUUUUGGAAUAUCUACCUGUCCCCAGGUUCCCAUGGAGGAGCGCAUCCCCAACCUACGCAUAACUAGUACGCCAGCCUCUUGCUACUACAACCUCCAGAAGACCCAACCCUCUGGGGAACGUAGGCCUCCCCAGUACUCUUUUGGCUAUCGGUGUCCAUAUAGAGUGAUGGACCCCAAUCCGGCUCCUAACCGGUACAAGCUGCCAUCCUCUCUGGGGCCCAACGUCCCCAACCUCUCAACUGCCCCUUGCUAUGGUCUGGCUUCCACAAACAAGAACUGGUUCCACAAGGAGAAUAUAGCAGGAGGUCCUGGACCUGCUAUGCGUACGCGACCUGAGCCGUCUGUCUACCAGAACCGCAGCCCCGUGUUUAGCAUGGCCAAGCGCUUUGCCUACCCUCUGGACCACACACUUCGGCCUGGCCCAGGCUCCCACAACAUCCAGCCAGUCACUGUGCACAAGCCCCGCAUCCCUGCCUUCACCAUGGGCAUCAAACACUCACCCCACUUGUGCCCAUUGAUUGUGGACAUUUGUGACUGAGGCUCCUGCUAGUGCAUGCCCCUCCUGCCUCUCAGAUGCUAUUUUCCUAGAUCACAUUGAGCAACUUGACCGUGAAUUCCUGUAACAGAGCUGGUGUCUGCUGAGUGGCCAGCACACAGAGGCACUGGAUAAAUAUUUUCGUUUAUUCA